Molecule: messenger RNA, 345 nt
Organism: Ricinus communis (castor bean)
Lineage: Eukaryota; Viridiplantae; Streptophyta; Magnoliopsida; Malpighiales; Euphorbiaceae
Product: ATP synthase subunit beta, chloroplastic-like
Exons: 1
Coding region: 1-345 (114 amino acids)
Biological process (GO): ATP metabolic process; proton transmembrane transport
Molecular function (GO): NADH dehydrogenase (ubiquinone) activity
Source: RefSeq, a predicted model, not a curated record
AUGUUUCCCAUGGUAACUGGGUUCAUGAAUUAUGGGCAACAAACCAUACGAGUUGCACGGUAUAUUGGUCAAAGUUUCAUGAUUACCUUAUCCCAUGCAAAUCGUUUACCUGUAACUAUUCAAUAUCCUUAUGAAAAAUUAAUCACAUCGGUGCUAGAUGUAGCUUUUCCCCCGGGAAAGAUGCCUAAUAUUUACAACACUUCGGUAGUUAAGGGUCAAGAUACUAUUGGUCAAGAAAUUAAUGUGACUUGUGAAGUACAACAAUUAUUAGGAAAUAAUCGAGUUCGGGCUGUAGCUAUGAGUGCUACAGAUGGUCUAAUGAGAGGAAUGGAAGUGAUUAUAUAG